AAACUUUAGCCGGUAGUCGUGUUUAGAUGUCCGGGGUUGUGUAUCAGUUUAGUGGUUUUUACUCAGUGACUCGUAUCGGGAAAAAAUAAAUCGCCCUGACGUCGUCCUCAUGAAGCUUCGGAUACGGAUCAACAAGCAGACCAGCAGGGUGGACCUACAGGGUGAAGACCCGACCAUCCAAGAGCUCACAGACCAGAUCAGGAACUCUGUCCUCCCCACACAUGGUCUCAGUGUAGACACAAAGUUCCGUCUGUCCCUGAAUGGGUCGGAGCUGCUGUUGGACACCGGACAGACUUUGUCCUCCUGCAGCAUCGUUAGAGGAGAUCUGAUCUCUGUGAUCCUGCUGGAACCCGUCACCGCCGCGCCCUCAUCAUCCCAGCAGAACUCUUGCAGCAGCGCGUUCAGCCAGGACCGAACCCAUCAGAACUCUGCCAUGUCUUCACAGGACCAACCUACGAGUAGCUCGGCAGACUGGAACCUGGUGGAGAGUGAUGGCACAGAAGAGAAUCCUGGACCGUCGUUCCCCAGCUGGGAGCCCAUGCUGUGCAGUGAGGCGGUGGAAGGUCAGGCGCCACACUCCUUGGAGCUCCUUUACCGGGGAACUCUAAUCACGAGCCCCACCGACGCCCUUGUGGUCACUACCAACCUCCUGAUGCUGGAAACAGGCUUCAUCCCUCAGGCGUGUGAGCUGAAGCCCGGCGAGAUGCCGGCUGGUUGGCGAGCAGCAGGCGGGAUGUACAAACUGGAGUAUACGCAUCCUCUGUGCGACAGCAGCCUGGCGGUGCUGCGGGCCAUAACCAUGGGACCCAUCCUCGUCAUCAAUGCCACCCUGAAGGUGAAUGAAUCAGUGGGCCGGAUCCCCAAACUCUGCCUGAACGCAUCCAGCUAUGUGACUCAAGACUGGCCAGGAGGAAGUGCAGCUACAGCUUUCAAAGAUCUCAGCAAGCUGUCUAGAGUCUUCAAAGACAAGCUAGCAUACCCGCUGAUAUUUGCAGCCAGAGACGCCAUGGCUCUCCCGGUGGUCUUUGGUCUGGCUGCUCUGCCUCCGGAGCUUCUCCUGCGGAUUCUGCGGCUGCUGGACGUCGUGUCCUUGGUGAGGCUGUCCUCCGUCAGCCGACACCUCCGCAGCGCCACCGAUGACGACGUGCUGUGGAGACACCUGUACCGCCGAGACUUCCCAGAUCCAGAUCUCAGCAGUUCCAGAGACACCAACUGGAAAGAGUUUUACAAAAGGAUGCACAAGUUGUAUCAUCAAAGCAGACACCGGCGUACCAUCUUCCCUCCCUUAUUGCCAUUUGUAAACAAUUUCCAUGUCCCGUUCCACCCACCUGAGAACGUCAUCCCACCUGUCCCGGGUAUUAUUGGCGGGGAGUACGAUCUGAGACCAAACAUUCUUCCCCGCAUCCUCCCUCGCCCGCGCUACGACCCCAUCGGCCCGUUUGGACAACCAAACCCGGAGAGGCGUUUGAACAGCAUCAGGCGGUUGGGCACGCCAUCGGUCAACGUCCGACGUGGCUUCAUCUGAUCCCCAGCUGUACAGAUGUGUUUUCUGGGACUGGCUCAGAUAUCCUUCUGACAACAACAGACAUUAAAAAGAUCUGAAUGUUCCCUCCUUCUGAUACCUUUUCCCACAAACAAGCAGCGGCUCAUGUCAGGUCCAUCAUGUGGACCUGACAUGAGCUUGAAACAGAUUUUGUUUCAAGCUCUAAAGACAUUUUUCAACCAUCUGUUGUCAUCCAUGCCUUUUUUUUUCUAAAUUCUUAUAAAAUACUGAAAAGGAAAAGUUAAAAUCACUUUGUCUUUGGUGAAUUUUGGUGCAAUAUUAAAAA
Molecule: messenger RNA, 1829 nt
Organism: Thalassophryne amazonica
Lineage: Eukaryota; Metazoa; Chordata; Actinopteri; Batrachoidiformes; Batrachoididae
Product: F-box only protein 7-like
Exons: 10
Coding region: 110-1525 (471 amino acids)
Biological process (GO): autophagy of mitochondrion; positive regulation of autophagy of mitochondrion
Molecular function (GO): protein kinase binding
Source: RefSeq, a predicted model, not a curated record